Messenger RNA from Parasteatoda tepidariorum (common house spider), 1720 nucleotides. RefSeq lists its product as uncharacterized. Gene Ontology annotation, biological process: regulation of transcription by RNA polymerase II. Gene Ontology annotation, molecular function: RNA polymerase II cis-regulatory region sequence-specific DNA binding; DNA-binding transcription factor activity. The record is from RefSeq and is a predicted model, not a curated record. NCBI's taxonomy places the organism in Eukaryota, Metazoa, Arthropoda, Arachnida, Araneae, Theridiidae.
UAGAGCUAUAAGCUAAAGCAAAAAGCUCGUCGCUCAUUUCUACAAUUUACAAUCAACACCAAAGUUUGUUAUGAAUCGUGACUAUUGUCUUGUUAGAUAUUUUAUAAAAUAAAUCAAUAAUACUCCUAUUUGAUUUUUUCUAUCUGUUUUUGUUUCGUAUUUCCUAACUUGCGCACACUUUUUCCCAAAGAUUGUUGAAUAAGGAUAUGUUCCAAAUACAGGGAAAUUUUUUAUCUAGACUUUGAAACUUUCAUAAUUUAAAAUGUGGUGCUUUCUCUAUUCAAUGUUAUAAAUAAAUAUAAAUAAAUAGUCUAUUUUCACGUAUCUUGGACAAAAACAAUCGCAAUUCUUGUUUAAUUGAAAUUAAGCAUUAUUUUCAAUUGAGAAAACCUUAAGCGGAGAUGAUAAGUAUUUAAUUCUACAAAACGUGGUUCUCGAAGAUGUAAUAAUAAAAUAGUCAUCUUCAUGUGAGCAGAAAAGUUGUUUAAACAAAAGCUCUUAUGUUCCUCAUUGGUGCAUAUUCAUAAGUAACCUUAUUAGUGUAAAAUGUGUGAAGUCUAUAAUACAGAUGAGUGUAAUUUGAAUGAACCAGAGUGUAAUUUAAAUGAACAAGAGUGUAAUUUAAAUGAACAAUCUCUUGUUCCUUCUGGAGAGAGACCAUAUGUAUGCAGUGUGUGUAAUAGGUCUUUCAAUUGGAAAUCUAAUUUAAACCAACAUUAUUCUGUUCAUUCUGAUGAAAAGCCUUAUUCAUGCAAUGUGUGUGAUAAAAGAUUCUCCCAGAAAUAUUACUUAACUAAACAUUCACUUGUCCAUAAGGCAGAGAAGCCUUACUCAUGUGCUGUGUGUGAUAAAAAAUUCUUACGAACGGACAGUCUGCAUGCACAUUCUCGUAUUCAUACUGGAGAGAGGCCUUAUUCAUGUAAAGUGUGUAAUAAAGCUUUUACUAUGAAAUCUUAUUUAAAUGAACACUCCCUCAUUCAUACUGGAGAGAAACCAUAUUCAUGUAGUGUGUGUGUUAGAUCUUUCUCAAGGAAAUCAGAUUUAAAUAGGCACUCUCUUGUUCAUAUUGGUGAAAAAAUCUAUUCAUGCAGUGUGUGUAAUAAAUCUUUCACACACAAACGUGGUUUAAAUAAACAUUAUGUUGUUCAUACUGGUGAAAAGCCUUAUUCAUGCAAUUUCUGUGAUAAAACAUUCUCGCAGAAAACUAAUUUAAAUCUUCAUUAUCCUGUUCAUAGUGGUGAAAGGCCUCAUUCAUGCAGCGUGUGUGGUAAAUCUUUUGCACAUAAACGUAGCUUAAAUAAACAUUAUGUGGUUCACACUGGAGAAAAGCCUUAUUCAUGUAACGUGUGUGAUAAAUCUUUCACACAGAAAGCUAAUUUAGAUAAACACCAUCGUGUUCAUAUUGGGGAGAAACCUUUUUCUUGCAGUGUGUGUGGUAAAUUUUUCACACAGAAAUCUAAUUUAGAUAGACAUUCUCUUGUUCAUACAGAGAAAGACUUUAUUCAUAGUGUGGGUAAUGUGUGAUAAAACAUUCUUGGUUUGAGCUACCCGUUUAAAUGUACAUUCUCGUUUUUAUGUUGGAUCAACUACAAGAUUUCCCUAGUUUUUACACAUUUUCAGUGGUAACCAUAGUAAAUACAAUAUUUCAAUUUUCAGAAACAAUUGUACAAGUUAAAAAUAUUGUAUGAAUCUAUACGUAUUUCGUAGAAAUUUAAAUAAA